Chelonus insularis is the source of this 957-nucleotide messenger RNA. Its product is annotated as transmembrane protein 267. The record is from RefSeq and is a predicted model, not a curated record. Lineage: Eukaryota; Metazoa; Arthropoda; Insecta; Hymenoptera; Braconidae. Bases 298 to 894 code for a protein of 198 amino acids. The transcript has 2 exons.
AAUGUAUUAAAAUUUUCCAUUUAAUUGUUAUUACAAAACAAUCUCUUUUUAACAAUCCAAUAAUUGUUUAAGUUAAUAUAUUCUUACAUAAUGAAUCAUAUUUAAUAAUUAUUGAUAACCAAUUAAUUACGAAUAUCACAUGAUUAAAAUGGAGUUUUUUUAUUCCCAGUGCCAUAAUAUUUUAUAACCAAGAAAAUUAUACAGAAUGAAGACUUUUUAUUAAAAAAACAUUUAAAAAUGUUAUUAUUUAAAUUAAUGUGAUAGACGAAAAAUUCAGUAAAAAAACUAUUGUAUGAAAUGUACAAUAACACGAUCAAAUUUUUAUUAUCCUUAUUAAUUGGAAUUAUUUCCAUGGCUGGUGAUAAAUUACUAGAAAAUGAAAACAAAGUGUUUAGAGCGAUUGUUGACAAUGCAAUACAUAGUAUUAUUGGUGGUUUAUCAUGGAUAUUGAUUCUUGUUCUUUCUAAUGAAAUCAUCACAAAGAAUGUAUGCAGUAUUUUUUUAUCAAUGAUAGUAUCAUCAUUAAUUGAUUUGGAUCAUUUUAUUGAGGCCAGAGAUUGGAGAUUAACUGCUGCUACUUCAUUGAAAAAGCGACCAUUCCUUCACUGUACAACAUUGCCUAUAAUGAUAUGGUUAAUAUUUUUAUUAAUAUCUAGAAUACUCCAUAAUUCAAAGUUAGCAUCAUUCAGCUGGAUUAUUUUAACUAGUUUUUUAAGUCAUCAUAUUCGUGACGGUACUAGACGUGGGCUGUGGCUGGCACCAUUAGGAUCAACCCCAAAUAUUCCUUAUUAUUUAUAUAUUUUAUUAGACAUGACACUUCCUUUUGCAAUUCAUAUUGCAAUAAUAUCAACAAAUGUAUAUUCAAAGAAUCAUAAUAUAAUAAAUAUUGUUUGAUAAUUGAUAUAUAUAUAUAUAUAUAUAUAUAUAUAUAUAUCAUUAUUUUUAUAAACUUAAACG